Molecule: messenger RNA, 1045 nt
Organism: Aureobasidium pullulans EXF-150
Lineage: Eukaryota; Fungi; Ascomycota; Dothideomycetes; Dothideales; Saccotheciaceae
Exons: 5
Coding region: 1-1035 (344 amino acids)
Molecular function (GO): dioxygenase activity
Source: RefSeq, a predicted model, not a curated record
AUGCCUGCACCGCCUAUUCUUGACUUCUCAGUGUUCUACGGCGACGACGAGGUUGCAAAAGAAAAGUUGGUGGAAGAAGUCAAGAAAUGCUGCCUCGACAACGGCUUCUUCCAGAUUGUGGGACACAGAGUGCCUGGCGAACUUCAGGACAAAGUCCUGCAAUGGGUCAAAGACUUCUUUGCCCAACCACAAGAAGAGAAAGAUAGAGUACACAAGGACUUCAAUACCUGGAACCGUGGGUAUGAACGCAUUGGCUCGCAGAUUCUAGAGCAAGGAACCAACCCAGAUCUCAAGGAAGGGUACUUCAUUGGCGAGGAGAUCUCCACAGAUCAUCCGUACUUCAUUGGUAAGAAGCUCAACAGUGGACCCAAUCUCUGGCCUGAGACCAUGCCUGAGGUAGACGACUUUCGUGCUACUUCCAUGGAAUACUACACACAGAUGCAUGCGCUGGCGAGAGACGUACUUGCGGUGAUCGCUCAGACGCUUGAUCUCAAGGACGACUAUUUCAAAGAGUUUACAAGCGGCGCAGUGGCAACAUUGAGAUAUCUGCACUAUCCACCUCAACCGGCAGACUCGGACGAGAAAUUGGCAAGGGGAAUUGGAGCUCACACUGACUUCGGCUCCGUCACGUUGCUCAUGCAAGGAGAUGUAGAUGGUCUUCAAGUCUAUGAUAAAGACACCAAUGAGUGGCUUGAUGUCGUCCCUAUCAAAGGGGCUUAUGUCGUCAACUUGGGCAACAUGUUUAUGCGAUGGGCAAACGACAAAUAUAUCUCGAACUUGCACCGAGUCAUCAACAAAUCAGGAAAGGAACGCUACUCUGUUCCCUUCUUUUACAGUGGAAAUCCCGACUACGUGAUUGACUGCCUUCCAAACUGUCGUGGAGAAGGCCAGGCUGCGAAGUAUCCACCAAUCAGUGUGAUGGACUGCGUUGGAGCUAGUUACAAGGCGAGCUAUGGUGCUGCAAAAGUGUUCAAGGAGCAGCCAAAGACGAAGAUGGAGUGUGUCGGUGGUGCUCAGCCCAUUCUUGCUUCGUAAAUACUCUAGG